AUGAGCAGCGUGUUCAGUCCAAUUCACGAGGGUAAUACCUAUUUUUUGCUGAUCCAUGGAAAGUUCUUGCGCAGCGAGUCGGGUAAGACAAUUACCGGACAGACACCAUUCGAUGGAACGCCAACGUACACCAUCCAGGCAGCAACCAAGGAGGAAAUCGAUAGGGCGUACGAGAGCGCAGCUCAAGCGCAGCGCGAAUGGCGUCGGGUGCCGCUCUGGAAACGAGCGGAAGUUGUGCAUAAAGCGGCAACCAUUCUGCGUGAGCACGUAGACGAAAUCGCUACGGUCAUUUUGCGCGAGGUCGGCAAGAACCGCAAGUCCGCGGUCAGUGAGGUGCUUCGGACCGCGGACCUCUGCGACUACACGGCCGAGGAGGGCUUGCGUAUGGAAGGGCAACUCCUGGUCGGAGACUCGUACCCCGGGCAACCGCGCAACAAGCUGUGUCUGGUUCAGAGGGUGCCGCUCGGGGUGGUGCUUGCGCAGGGACCAUUCAACUACCCCUGCAAUCUGACAGGUUCCAAGGUCGCGCCCGCGCUUAUGGCUGGAAACUCUUGUGUGGUGAAGGGUCCCACGCAGGGUGCAGUGUCUGCGCUGUACUUGACUGCAGCGUUCCACUUUGCGGGAGCCCCGCCUGGAGUUGUGAAUUUCGUUUCCGGCCGCGGCUCCGAAAUCGGUGAUUAUCUCGUCCAGCACCCGCUCUGUAAUUGUAUCUCGUUCACUGGUGGUAACAUUGGGCUCGAGGUUGCGAAGAAAGCACACAUGAUCCCGAUGCAAAUGGAACUGGGCGGCAAAGAUGCGGCUAUCGUCUGCGAUGAUGCAGAUCUCGAUCUAGCUGCGAAAUGUAUUGUUUCGGGCGCGUUCUCCUAUUCGGGCCAGCGGUGCACGGCUGUGAAGCUCGUCCUCGCGGUUGAGUCGAUUGCAGAGGAGCUCAUUUCAAAAGUCGUGGAACGCACCCGGGCACUGACAGUGGGGCAUCCCGAGGAUAAUUGUGAGGUAACAGCGGUUAUCAACAAGGCAGCAGCGGACUACGCGGAGAGUCUCGCCAUGGACGCGAAGGAGAAGGGUGCCAAGUUCCUCCUAGAGUACCGACGAGAAGCCAACUUGAUCUAUCCUCUGGUUGUGGACCAUGUGAAUGAAUCGAUGAAAUUGGCAUGGGAGGAGCCUUUUGCGCCAGUGCUGCCCAUCAUGCGCGUCAAAGAUGAGAAGGCUGCAGUCGCGUUUGCAAACCGUCUUCGCUACGGUCUUCAGGGUUGUGUCUUCACGCGUGAUGUGAAUCGCGCGAUAUCGCUUUCUUCCAGUAUUACUGCCGGCACGAUCCAAGUGAACGGUGCGCCAGCUCGAGGUCCAGAUCAUUUUCUGUUCCUUGGUCACAAGGACUCGGGGAUUAAUGCGCAGGGUGCCAAAUGGAGCAUCGAAGCAAUGACGAAACUCAAAUCAAUUGUAAUCAAUCUCCCGGAGGAGGCGUAUAUGGUGGCCAACUGA
Molecule: messenger RNA, 1482 nt
Organism: Cyanidioschyzon merolae strain 10D
Lineage: Eukaryota; Rhodophyta; Bangiophyceae; Cyanidiales; Cyanidiaceae
Product: NADP-dependent glyceraldehyde-3-phosphate dehydrogenase
Exons: 1
Coding region: 1-1482 (493 amino acids)
Molecular function (GO): lactaldehyde dehydrogenase (NAD+) activity
Source: RefSeq, a predicted model, not a curated record